AUGGCAGCAGUUGGUGGCAAUCGUGAUGUGGCGGGGAGCCAGAACAGCGUUGAGAUCGAUAGUUUAGCUCGCUUUGCUGUUGAAGAACACAACAAAAAGAAGAAUGCCCUUCUGGAGUUUGAAAAGGUGGUAAGUGCAAAACAGCAAGUGGUCUCUGGGACCUUGUACACCAUCACUUUGGAGGCAAAAGAUGGUGGGCAAAAGAAGGUUUAUGAAGCCAAAGUCUGGGAGAAGCCAUGGUUGAACUUCAAGGAGUUGCAGGAGUUCAAGGUUGUUGGAGAUGCAUCUGCAUAG
Sphenostylis stenocarpa is the source of this 294-nucleotide messenger RNA. The record is from the annotation of a GenBank genome assembly. Lineage: Eukaryota; Viridiplantae; Streptophyta; Magnoliopsida; Fabales; Fabaceae.